AUGGAGGCGCUAAACAAUGCGGUUCAUAAAGAUUAUUUUAAGCUGUUGUUGCGUAUUCGCAGUCACUUUUCAAAUGGAAGCAGCAUUCACACUUCAGAAAUCAAAAGGCGCCUCAUCAAUCAUACGAUGGAAUUGAUUGAUAAAGGUUUUAAGAAUAAUAUGAACCCAGUGAUAAUAACUUCUGACCUAGUUGAUGACCAAGUUGUAAAUGGAAAUAUCGAUAAUGUAAAUCCGCUGAUUGUAGUGAAUAGUGAUUUCAUUGGUGCAAAAAUUAAAGGGUAUCAUCCCAGCUAUCCUAUGUAUAUCCUCAAAUUUGAAUCUGACGAGAAGCUGAUAAAAGCUAGUUGGGUUCUUAAGUUUCUCGGAAGGUUCGAAAUAUUGGUAUCAUACUACUUGUGUUAUGAUAACGAUAAAGAUUCAACCAUAGUCUACACUCUGAACCCUUACUCACAAUAUGCUCCACGACCAUGGAAACAAGUUAAAUUAGCAGAUAGCAAUAGAAAAACAAAUUCGACACUACUCAGUUUGCAGUAUCCGAAAGAUGUAAAGAAAAGCCACAAAAAUGUUUAUUUUGAUAAAAAUAAAUACUUAAAUGGUCAUACAAUAAAAUUAUUGGAUUCUCUAAACAUACAAAAUUCAACCCAACAGGAUGAACAGAAUGAAAUUGAUAAGUAUAUGAAACUCAUUAAACAGUUUAAAGACGUCAAAUUGACUUCACUACCUGAUUAUAUCAAAGUAAAUACGUCAAUUCAUGUUAUUGAGAACGAUCUUAGUUCAUUAAUAAUAAAAAUGGGUUUCGAUAAUAGGCUUUCUACUUCUCAGUAUGAUGCGCAUAACCAAAUGACUCAAUUGGCUGAUAUAAAUUAUAAUUUUAAUGACUUUGUGACGCAGUACCAGGAAUUACACUUUUCAAUUAUCACGAAAAAGACUGAUCAUUUGACGGCAAUUACUGAAAUUGACGUGAAUCUUAAUUUUAUCGUCAUCACAAUCUUGGUGUUGUUGCUCAUUGCAGUGUUGAUAAUAUUAUCAAAGGAGAGUAUUUUCAAAAAAUACUUCGUGUUUUGGACAAAGAAGAACUGGGCUCUGAAGGACAAAAUUGACAAAGCUCGUUCAAUUCCGGUGGAAACAGGAUUAAUCAACCAUUUCAUUGAGGAGAAAAUUAAGAAAGAUCGGAAAAUGAUAAAGAAGAUGGCGAAAAUCAAGGAAGCUGAAAACUAUGAACGAGUUGACUUUGAAAAUUUGAUGUUUUAUUUCAUUGUGUUUGCGGCAAUUUUACUGUGGAGUUUGGUCAUUUUUGGAAUUGAACUUCUUGUUCACUACAAUAACUCAAAAUAUUUGAGACGGCAAGCGGCGCAACGAAAGUUCAUAGGGAGAUUAAGAGCAAGUCCAUGA
Messenger RNA from Cotesia congregata, 1392 nucleotides. Lineage: Eukaryota; Metazoa; Arthropoda; Insecta; Hymenoptera; Braconidae. The record is from the annotation of a GenBank genome assembly.